Molecule: messenger RNA, 1159 nt
Organism: Dendronephthya gigantea
Lineage: Eukaryota; Metazoa; Cnidaria; Anthozoa; Malacalcyonacea; Nephtheidae
Product: isoaspartyl peptidase/L-asparaginase-like
Exons: 6
Coding region: 179-1114 (311 amino acids)
Molecular function (GO): asparaginase activity
Source: RefSeq, a predicted model, not a curated record
UAGUUGAUUCCAACACACAGGAAGUUGAUCCAUUUUUUUCAUGAAUGAAUGGUAAUAAAGAUAAUUAGUGGAUUAAUAUUUAUCAACAUUUCCGUUGCAACGAAGCAAUAAUUGGUAACUCUCGUUUUGGCCAUCGAGAUUUUUUUUAUCAGGACAUGAGUGACGGUUUUGUACUAAAAUGGAGAAGAUAAAACGAACUCCUUGUAUUAUUGUCCAUGGAGGAGCCUGGUCGAUGCCAGACAAUCUUCUUGACCCAAUUUACGCCGGGAUUCAAGAGGCAGUAAAAACAGGUUAUGAAGUUCUCAAAAACGGUGGUUCAUCAGUCGAAGCUGUUGAAAAGGCUGUGAAUUGUAUGGAAAACAAUCAUUGUUUUAAUGCAGGGCAUGGAGCUGUUCUCAAUGAGAUUGGCAAGGUUGAAUGUGAUGCAAUGAUAAUGAAUGGAUCUACUUUGAAUUCAGGUGCAGUCAUGGCAGUCAGUCAAUUCUCAAACCCUGUCUCUCUUGCAAGACAGGUCAUGGAAAAGACGCCUCACUGUGCCUUCAAUGUGGAAGGCUCACUUGCAUUUGCAAAUAAAAUUGGCUAUCCUGUCUUGAAAGAUCCAACUGAACUUGUUACAGAGACAGCAAUGCAAAAGGGUGUUGCAUUCGAUGAAUACGAAACGGCAGUACAUUCACACAUUGAAGGUCAUGACACUGUAGGAGCUGUUGCCAUGGAUACCACUGGCUGUAUUGCAUGUGCCACCUCAACAGGGGGCAUACCUGCUAAGAUGCAAGGACGUAUUGGUGACUCUCCUAUGAUUGGCUGCGGAGGUUAUGCAAAUGAGUUUGGUGGAUGUUCUACAACAGGUCAUGGCGAAUCCAUAAUGAAAAUGACUUUGGCUAGAGAAGUUGUGUACAGUGUGGAAAAUGGCAAUGAUGCACAGGUUUCGUCUGAGAAAGCUGUUCAAAGGAUGUAUGAACGGAUAGAAGGAUACGGCGGGGUGAUAGUUGUGGAUAAAGAUGGAAACUUUGGAAAAGCAUUCAAUACACAGCGAAUGUCUUGGGCUUUGAUCAAAGACAACGUCUUACAAUAUGGGAUAGAACCUAACGAGUGUAAUCAAGUUGAUUUGAGUUAGAACGUAAAUAAUCUUGUGGAUUCAGCAUCUUGAAGUCAACCCAAA